AUGACCACUUUUCAUCCUCGGCUACUAAGGCUUCCCAGAAUUCAAGUAGUACGCAAGCACCUAACCAUUUCUCACCAUCUCCAUCGCAAUCUAGCUUCAACCACCACGCCAUUCGAUCCUCUCAGUAGUGCUCUCUCUCCAACCAGCCCAGAACCCCAAAAUGCCACCGCAGACCGGGCCAAAAUCAUAGCCAUGGAAGUCUCAAACUGUACCAACAUUCAACAACUGAAUCAACUCUACGCCCACCUAAUCAGAACGUACUUUCUAGAACUCAAUCCUGCCCCAUUUCAUUGGAACAAUAUCAUGAGGUCAUACACAAGACUGGAGUUUCCCACCAAGGCACAACAUUUAUAUAUUGCCAUGUCAAGAGCCGGUGUCAUGCCAGAUACUUACACUCUUCCCGUUAUUUUGAAGGCUUUUUCUAUCAAUUUCGAUGUUGCCAUGGCUCGUCAGUUUCAUUCUGUUGCGAAAAAGUUGGGUCUCGACUCUAAUAUGUUUUGUGAGAGUGGUUUUAUCAGCAUGUAUUCUAAAGCAGGAGAGUUUGACAAUGCGCGUAAAGUGUUUGAACAAAAUUGUGAGAGAAAAUUGGGUUCCUGGAAUGCGCUUAUCGGAGGUUUGUCACAAGGAGGGCGUGCCAAGCAGGCGAUAGCAAUGUUCAUGGAGUUGAAGAAAAGUGGGUUGGAGCCGGAUGAUGUGACUAUGGUUACUGUUACAUCGGCUUGUGGUUGCUUAGGGGAUUUGUAUCUAGCUCUUCAGUUGCAUAAGUGUGUUUUUCAAGCUAAAAGUGUAGAGAAGCCGGAUGUUUUGAUGUUGAAUUCGCUAAUAGAUAUGUAUGGUAAAUGUGGUCGAAUGGACUUGGCUUAUAAGGUGUUUUCGAGGAUGGAAGAACGAAAUGUAUCUUCUUGGACAUCAAUGAUUGUAGGCUAUGCGGUGCAUGGGCAAGCACAUGAUGCGCUUGAAUGCUUCCGUUGCAUGAGAGAAGCAGACGUGAGGCCUAAUGAGGUGACUUUUGUUGGGGUGUUGAGUGCGUGCGUGCAUGGUGGAACUGUGAAUGAGGGGAAAUAUUUUUUCAACAUGAUGAAGAAUGUGUACGGGAUUGUGCCCAAGUUGCAGCAUUAUGGGUGCAUGGCAGAUUUGCUUGGCCGAGCAGGGUUGCUUGAAGAGGCUAGAGGGAUGGUGGAGGAGAUGCCAAUGAAAGCAAAUGUGGUGAUUUGGGGUUGUUUGAUGGGUGCCUCUGAGAAAUAUGAAAAUGUGAAGAUGGGGGAGUGGGUGGCUAUGCACUUACAAGAAUUGGAACCCUGGAAUGAUGGUGUUUAUGUUGUUCUUUCCAAUAUAUAUGCCAGCAAAGGUUUGUGGAAAGAGGUUGAGAGGAUAAGAGGGAUUAUGAAGGAAAGAAGGCUUGCCAAAGUUCCUGGUUAUAGUUUGGGAACAAGUUCAGAUUGAAGUCCAGAAGGUUAGUAUUAUUGAUGGUCUUUAAUUUCUUAUCAUUGUUUUCUGUCCCAGACUAGGUGUGUCUGAUGUCGUGUAUUUAGUAUUGAGCCCUUGACCAAAAACGUGUGCAAAAAGAGUGCCUUGGAAUGUGCUGUGAUUGUAUAGCCUUGUUGCACAUUAUGAUAGUUCUGUUUUUUAGGGAAAGUAAAAUGAUUUCCAUUGAAAUUGAG
Molecule: messenger RNA, 1661 nt
Organism: Ilex paraguariensis (yerba mate)
Lineage: Eukaryota; Viridiplantae; Streptophyta; Magnoliopsida; Aquifoliales; Aquifoliaceae
Source: the annotation of a GenBank genome assembly